Oncorhynchus kisutch (coho salmon) is the source of this 6553-nucleotide messenger RNA. It is a transcript of the gene irs1, whose product is annotated as insulin receptor substrate 1. Gene Ontology annotation, biological process: insulin receptor signaling pathway. The record is from RefSeq and is a predicted model, not a curated record. Lineage: Eukaryota; Metazoa; Chordata; Actinopteri; Salmoniformes; Salmonidae. Bases 654 to 3977 code for a protein of 1107 amino acids. Gene Ontology annotation, cellular component: cytosol; plasma membrane. The transcript is spliced from 3 exons. Gene Ontology annotation, molecular function: phosphatidylinositol 3-kinase binding; insulin receptor binding.
GUCACGUGGGCAUCUCCUUGAGCGCAAACUGUAAUCGAUAGGGAUUGUAGCGUACUCACACAAACACGGAGCCUUGUUUUGGUUUACAGCUACUGGAUUUAUUAACAAAGCGACGAAGAGAACUUUACAUUUAUCGGCUUCGUAUCACAUUGGACUCUAACAUAUUUUGAAAAGAUAAUAGAAUGCAUUGAUACAUGUUUUAUUUUUAUGGGUUGCACUUUUGCAAACAGGGCUAUCGACGGGACAAGCCUGCCUUGGUGGUUACCGAGCAUGCGAAAUGGGGUCAUAUGCUGACGGGGCUUGUUUUGAACUCCGGACUGAAGUGAGUUUUCCCAUAUUUUGGUAGGCAACUUUUUGUCAUCAUAAUGAAAGGACAAAUUCAUAAAGAGUAUAUUAUUUUAUAUUCUUAGGGAGAAAAUGUAGCAUACUGCUUAGAAAUUCCACUGCAGCACCAACAGUUUGACAGCACUUAUUGGUUUAGCGCGGUUAGUUUAGCUAAUUGAGACGUAUGCCAUAGCAUAUUCAUAAUUAAGAUCCACACUAACUCGUUUUCAAUGGCUAUAUUAGGAUCUAAAUACCCUAAUAUUUUUUGCUUUUUUAUUUCAGUAAGAACAGUUGUAUUUUCAAAUACAAGUACUAUUUAAAAUUCCAAAAUGGCUAGCCCAACUACAGAGGAGCAGGGUUGUUUUUCAGAUGUAAGAAAGGUGGGUUAUUUAAGGAAACCUAAAAGCAUGCACAAGAGGUUUUUUGUCCUGCGGGCUGCUAGUACUGCAGGACCCUCCAGGUUGGAGUACUACGAAAAUGAAAAAAAAUGGAGACACAAGUCCGGGCUGCCUAAAAGGUCAAUCCUGCUGGAGAGCUGCUUCAACAUAAAUAAAAGGACAGAUUCCAAAAACAAAUACCUGGUGGCUCUUUACACCAAGGAUGAGUAUUUCUCUAUUGCAGCGGACAGCGAGCAGGAACAAGACAGGUGGCACCAAGCGCUAGUGGACCUACACAACAAAGGUAAAGUUCAUGAUGCUGCUGUUGGUGGCAGUGGAAUGGCAGAGGAGAAUUAUGGAGAAGAAACCAUGCCAGGACCUGCCUUUAAAGAAGUCUGGCAAGUUAUUUUGAAACCAAAGGGCUUGGGACACACCAAAAAUUUUAUUGGGAUUUACAGAUUGUGCCUAACAAAUAAAACCAUCAGCUUUGUGAAAUUGAAUUCGGACGCAGCGGCGGUCGUGCUGCAAUUAAUGAAUAUACGGAGAUGCGGUCAUUCAGAGAAUUUCUUUUUCAUUGAAGUGGGAAGAUCCGCAGUCACAGGACCGGGGGAAUUUUGGAUGCAAGUGGACGACUCUGUUGUUGCUCAAAAUAUGCAUGAAACCAUCCUGGAGGCGAUGAAAGCGAUGAGUGAGGAAUUUCGUCCCCGGAGCAAAAGCCAUUCCUCGUCAAACUGCUCCAACCCAAUCUCUGUGCCUUUGAGAAGGCAUCACCACAACAACCUGCCACCUAGCCAAGUGGGACUGGGAAGGAGGUCCCGGACUGAGAGUGUGACGGCCACCUCUCCUGCUGGCCCGGGAAAGCACAGUCAUUCAUUCAGAGUGAGGGCCUCUAGUGAUGGGGAAGGAACCAUGACCAGACCUGCCUCAGUGGAUGGGAGCCCCUGUGCUGCCAGGACACAAUCUCACAGACACAGAGGGGCCUCCCGCCUCCACCCUCCCCUCAACCACAGCAGGUCUAUCCCCAUGCCCUCUUCGUGCUGCUCCCCCUCAGCAAUCAGCCCAGUUAGCCUGUCCUCCAGCAGUACGAGUGGGCACGGCUCCACUUCAGACUGUCUCUACCCCUGCCGCUCCAGUGCCUCCAUAUCUGGCUCUCCUAUUGACGGGGGAUUCAUUUCCUCUGAUGAGUAUGGAUCCAGCCCCUGUGACUUCAGGAGCUCCUUCCGCAGUGUCACACCUGACUCCUUGGGUCACACACCGCCCGCCAGGGAGGAAGAACUCAACAACUACAUCUGCAUGGCAAAGCCUGCAACUCUUCUGAGGGGCCACUGUGGCUGCAGCCCCCACCCCCAUGGUACGCCAUCCCACCUGGACGAGCCUGAGCUGGAGAAGUACUUCAGGAAACGGACACACUCCUCGAGCACAUCUCCCCUGACAGUGUGCCACCAGAAGACCCCCUCUCAGUCCUCCACAGUAUCGCUGGAGGAGUACACAGUAAUGCAGCCUGCAUACUCGUCAUGCAGCCGAGCAUCCAGCUACAGGCACUCUGCCUUCAUGCCCACACACUCAUUCCCAGAGGAGGGCAUAGACAUCCCCUUAGAGGGCAACAGGGUGAGCCAAAAAGAUGAUGGCUACAUGCCCAUGACCCCAGGUGUGGCACCUGCCACAGGUAAAAGUGCCGACUACAUGCCCAUGAGCCCCAAAAGUGUGUCGGUGCCACAGCAGAUUAACUCCCACCAGCACCCCAAAAUGGACUCCAAUGGGUACAUGAUGAUGUCACCCAGCGGGAGCUGCUCACCAGACACCACAAACUACGGUCAAAUCUGGACCAAUGGGGUCAACCCUAAGCUGUCUGUCGAGAGCACAGAGGAGAAAUUGUUGUCGCAUGGGGAUUACAUGAACAUGUCACCGGCGAGCUACUCCAUGACUAGCACACCGCCAGACUGCUACAUCAACCUGGUAGAGGAUCCACCCAAGUCCAUAUACGCCUACUUUUCCUUGCCUCGCUCUUUUGAACACAGCCACAAGAAGCUGGACCAGAACCCCCUGCACCUUUCGCUCAGCUCUGGACACCUGGCCUUCAGGGACUCUUUAGCCUCCUCCACGAGCAGCGACAGUCUGAUGGGACAGGGCUACAGUAGUCAGCCCGUGGUCAAGUCCAAGAGAGCUGAUGUGGACAGCAGGCUGGCCAGGCCCACGCGCCUCUCUCUGGAGGGCAACAAAGCCAGCACCCUGCCUCGUACCCAUGAGUGCCCCUUCCCUACAGAUCCCAAAAGCCCCGGGGAGUAUGUCAACAUAGAGUUCAACGACAAGGCCUUCUCAGCUGGCUUGGCCACUCACUUCUCCCCUGUGUUCCCAGGGAGUGGCCCAGAGAAGCCAGCAGAGAUUUCCUCAGACUACAUGAACAUGCACCUGGGUGCUCAGGGCAGGGGCAUUCCCAACUGGGAAGCCAAAUCCCUAGCCUCCUGCACAGAUUGCUAUGCUAUAGUGGCACCUGUGGCUCCCUCCUCCUCUGUAAUCCCCUGUGAGAACCUCUGUAGACGGGACUACAGCUGCACACAGACGGACUACUCUGACACACACAUGAUUCUGAACGCUCCGAUGUCGACCAUUGAUGUCACCCCCUUCUCUGUGUCCCCUCCAAGCCAGGACCUGUCUGUGCUUGGUGCGGGUCCCAGUGCCGUGCCCUUAGGACUAAUGGGCCCUCUCUCUGGGCUGAGUGCUUUCACCAGGGUUAACUCCAGUUUUAUCUGGAACCAGGGAGCUAAAUUGAUCCGUGCCGACCAGCAGGGCCGGCGCCGGCACAGCUCGGAGACCUUCUCCUCCACAGGAGUCCCGGUCAGCGCUGCUGCGCCCUCCGUGGAGGAAGUGAAACGUCACAGCUCCGCCUCUUUCGAGAAUGUGUGGCUGAAGCCGGGAGAAUCCCCAUUAUCUGUCAACGGGAGGAGAGAAAGCCCAUCUGGGCCCAGCUCUAACGGACAGAACCAGAACAGGCUGAACUACAUCGACCAGGACCAGAACCUCCCAGAGUGGAGUUCCCUCCCGGCCAGAGCCAUGGACACGCAAGGUGGGAGUGCCCCAGAGGACCUGCGCGCCUAUGCCAGCAUUAGUUUUCAGAAAGCAGGCGAGUCGAGGAUGAACCCCGCUCACAGAGAAGACCCAGACAGCCCAGGAAAGUUGAGGGAGGGAGAGAGACUGUCUGGGUGCACACUGUUCCUGAAUGAAGAUGGGUGCUCUCCAGUGAAUUUAGACUUCCUUGUCAUAGAACAGACAUCAUAGAAUGGACCUCACAGAUUCACAACCAGACCUCACCAGUCAGGUGACACCAGUCAGCUACCCGCAAACCUGACUGGACAAAACUAUUACUGGACAUUACAAUCCAGACCUCAUAAUCUGGAUUUCACAAUCCUUACUUCUUCAUCUGGAUUUUGCAAUCCAGACUUCACAGCUUGGACAUUGUAAACCAAACCUCACAAUCCAUAAUCUGGACCUCACAACCCGGAGCUGCAGUGUUGAUGCUGUAACCCAGGUCCUCCUCUUAGCACCGGUAUGGUACUACUCAACGGUUCUCAGCCUCACCGCACCACUUCCUCAGGCAACAAAGCGGCAAACCUGCCCAGUCUCAAACCUGCCCAGUCCCCCACGUCAUAUUUCAAUUUUCUUCACUUAUUGGCUUUUUGUUGCUUUUGUUUCUUGUUACGGUCAUUUACAUUUUGGCCAGUUUGGCUUCCAGGCCAGUGUCCCCACCACACAACUCAGAUGCUCCCACAGCAUCAUACCAAGCCUCCAAAUGGCUACAGUAGUCACUAGUGUUACUUGAACUUUGUCUUCUGUUACAUGCUACUGGGUCCUUCCAUGUCCCUGUCAGCAACAAAUUGUGCUUCAUUCUAGUAGUUUGUAAAUAGGUUCUCUAGAGGAUCCUCUUAAAUAAUGUGGUACAUGAUAUAUAGACACAAUGUCAAUAGUGUUGUAUCAUCUAAACAUCCAGUCAGACAGGAAUAGUCCCAUAUCUGAGCUGUUGGUACUAAUACUGACACUCUAGCUGAAACCCGUAAUGGCUUUCACAGAUCUAAUGGCAGAGCAACUCUAUGUUGCUGUGGAUUUCUAACAUUUCUAUUUCUAUGGUACAGCAUUGUCACCAAGUAUAUGUGGUUGGAGCAAAUCAUAUCAACUCUUAGGGCUACAUUGUAACAGUCUCUUCCAUAGAGGCACCUCUGUAAAGGCUUGGAAGCCAGUAAAGUUGCUUGCGACGUUUUCAUUUUAUUUAGCAUUUUAUUUUUGCAGAAAAAUAUGGACUGUAAUAGGUUCACACAAAAAAAGGGCAUAUUUUCUGUCAUUCUUGCUGCUGAUGACUUUGACAAACCAUCUCUGUAAAUUAUUGAAUAUAUAAUGUCAAUUGUUUUAAAAGUCAAGAUUAUUUAACAUGGUUUAUAUCGGUGCAUUUUGAAUUUAAACUGAAACAUGUCCAAUAUUUUUGUAUCCCUUAUUAAUGGGAAAUCUGCUUCUUACAUAUGAUCCUAUAUAUUCCUGUCCACCUCAUGGGUUUUUGUUCUUUUGUUGAACAUUUUGAAUGUUAAGUGGAUUCUAGGUAUUCCCCAUGUUAAACAAGAACCCCACUCCUCCAAACACACCAGCACCAUCCCAAUGGGCCUGUUCCUGAGAGUGUUAUACUCCUCUGUUUCUCUAACACUAUAGGCUACAGCUGUGUUGCUCUGUAAUCCUGUAAGCUGCAAUUGUGUAUUUUUCUAACUGGAUUGGCUGCUUCUGUAAUCUAAUAGGUUGCGUUUCCUGCGGCCACCGAACUUCACCCUGAAUGCUACUUAUGGGCAUAUUCAGUACGGUGUAAUUCCGAAACUCACUGUAGAAAACAAAUUGUGCUCUAUUGCACAUAAUGAGAAACAGCAAGACGAGAUGAACCUCAAACCUCUCCACCAACCCUGUCUUCCACUGUAAAUAAUGUAUUGUAAGACAACAGAUAAUAGAAAUAAUAAAUGUAUGGGUUGGAACGACAAUGUGGUGAACAACAUGAGUGAAUGUUAUAUAAGAACUAUCAACUGAACAAUUGAAGAGUGAAUUAAUUAAUAAACGCAUGAAUGGAUGUACAAAUUAGCGGAUGAGUAAAUAAAUGCAUUAAAGAAUGACAGGGAUAGCAAGAGCACCAAUAUACUAUAGCUUGGGGCUUUGCGUUCUCAUAUACCCCUGUGCCCUUUGCUAGGUUCUGACACAGUGAAAAAAACAAAAAACUACUCAAAGCUCAAGCCAAGUUUAUUCACCCACUGGGUCAAACAGCUGAAAAGACAACAUGUUUCUACCAGCACAAGUAUUUAUACCCUCCUAUUAGGCGGAGUCUCCUCUUUGCAGAUCUAGACAGCCAAUACAUCUCUGUUGCUAGGCAGGAACUUAGGGGGUGUGUGUUAAAAUGUUCCUUGUCAGUUCUAUUACCUCAGCCCUCAUUCCUCAGUCCUCCCUAAUGCAAGGCUAUCCAACCUUAUCAAUGACUGAAAAUAGACAGUUACCCUAAAUGACAUUUAGCAAUAGCAUAUACUAUGUAAAGUAGUUCUAGUAGUGUAUGAUGACAUGGUCUAAGAUGUUUCUACAACUUGAUUGGAGUCCGCUUUUGGUAAAUUCAAUUUAUUGGACAUGAUUUGGAAAGGCACACACCUCUCUAUAUAAGGUUCCACAGUUGAGCUCGUUGAGCACCAAGACAGGAUUGUGUCAAGGCAAAGAUAUGGGGAAGGGUACCAAAAUAUUUAUAAAAUUGUAUUGUAACAAUAACUUUAUACAUGUAAAGUAGUAGUAGUAUAGUAGGGUACGAAACUUUCUGGAACCUCCGUAAUAAAGUAGAUAUUUUUAUA